CUUGAUCUGCGGGUUUCUCUCAUCGGGUGAUAUAACGAUCUUUCCAAUCCCUAUCAGAACUGCCCGACCCGACAUCAGUCCUUUUUCGUUUACGUGCAGGGUGUGUGUGAUUUGGGGGCAAGGCUCAAACGUUGAUCCGUAUUUGUUCCCGGAUUUGCGUGCCGCUCUAACAGAUACGUAAUCAUGUCUCAAAACGUUUUGGUCAUUGGAAGUGGGGGCCGUGAGCAUGCUUUGUGCUGGAAGUUGGCUCAGUCCACUGAGGUCAAGCAGGUGUUUAUUGCCCCUGGAAAUGUGGGAAUCAUUGGCGAUAAAAUUAAAUCAGUGUCUGUUAAUGUAGCUGACCAUCCGGCUCUUGUGAAGUGGUGUACUUCAAACUCUGUAAGUCUCGUUGUUGUUGGACCUGAGAAUGAGCUAGUGACUGGAAUUGCUGAUGCUUUACAAAAAGCCAAUAUUCACUGCUUUGGACCCAGCAAAGAGGCUGUUCAGAUUGAGAGCAACAAAGAAUGGGCCAAACUUUUCAUGGAUCGCUACGAAAUUCCAACAGCACGUUGGGGCUCUUUUACACAGGCGGAGCAUGCUAAAAAGUUCAUCAACAACUCCACAUUCCCAGCUCUUGUUGUGAAGGCAAGUGGUCUUGCUGCUGGUAAAGGUGUAGUUGUCGCAUCAAAUACUGAGGAAGCCUGUGCAGCAGUGGAUGAAAUGCUCACUGACCAGAAAUUUGGCUCUGCUGGUAAUACAGUAGUUGUAGAAGAAAUUCUUGAAGGAGAGGAAGUAUCUGUCCUUGGAUUUUGUGAUGGCAAAACAGUUAAAGCUAUGCUGCCAGCUCAAGACCACAAACGUCUUCUUGAUGGUGACAAGGGACCCAACACUGGUGGAAUGGGAGCCUACUGCCCUUGUCCUCUCCUAAAUGAAAAGCAGCUUAAAGAAGUUGAAAAGAGCAUCUUACAGAAAACUGUUGAUGGGCUCAACAAGGAAGGCAAAAAGGGAAUUCCAUUUGUUGGCAUACUUUAUGCUGGAUUGAUGGUUACCAAGGAAGGACCAAAGGUUCUUGAGUUCAAUGCCCGAUUUGGAGAUCCAGAAACUCAAGUUCUACUUCCGCUUUUGGACACUGAUCUGUACCAGAUAAUGAAGGCGUGUUGUAAGGGAGAAUUACACAACCAAAUCAUAAAUUGGAAACAGAACAUGUAUGCAGUUGGUGUUAUCAUGGCUAGUCGUGGUUACCCUGAAACAUCUACCAAAGGAUGUGUUAUCACAGGUAUUGAUGAGGUUUCCAAGCUUCCUGACCAUAUUGUCUUCCAUAGUGGCACCGCCAAAAAUGAAAAGGGUGAAAUUGUGACAAAUGGAGGAAGAGUUUUGAUGCCUGUGUCUCUAGCUUCAAGUUUACCACUUGCUGUUGCACAGGCAACUAAAGCUUGUGAUAAAAUUAAAUUUGAUGGCGCACAGUUCCGACGAGAUAUUGCUCACAAAGGAAUCUCAAGGUCAAUUUUGUCUUAUGGUAAAAUGACUUACAAAGCAAGCGGUGUUGAUAUUACUGCUGGAGAUGAUCUUGUGUCUCGCAUCAAACCAUUAGUGGCCAGAACAAAACGCACUGGAAUGGUUGGUUCAAUCGGAGGCUUUGGUGGUCUCUUUGAUGUUUCAGCUGCUGGGUACAAAGACCCUUUGCUUGUCUCUGGUUCUGAUGGUGUUGGCACCAAGUUGAAGGUUGCCCAGGCUUGUGGAAUCCAUUCUACCAUUGGAAUAGAUCUUGUUGCUAUGUGUGUGAAUGACAUAUUGGCCCAUGGUGCAGAGCCCUUGUUCUUCCUGGAUUACUUUGCCUGUAGCUCUUUGGAUGUGUCAGCAGCAUCCCAAGUAAUUGCAGGAAUCAGUGAAGGAUGUCAUUCUGCUGACUGUGCCUUGAUUGGUGGAGAAACAGCUGAGAUGCCUGGUUUGUAUGCUCCUGGUGAUUAUGACUUGGCUGGUUUUGCUGUUGGUGCUGUGGAAAAGUCAAGUCUUAUGCCUCGCACAAACGAAAUAAGUGCUGGUGAUGUUGUCAUUGCUCUUCCCUCUAGUGGUGUUCAUAGCAAUGGCUUCAGUUUAGUUCGGAAAAUCGUUGAAAACUCAGGACUGAAAUAUUCCGACCCUUCUCCUUUCACCACAUCUGGGAAAUCCCUUGGUGAGGAACUUCUUGCUCCAACAAAGAUAUAUGUAAGGAGUGUUCUGGCUGCCUUGCAGAGUGGUCGCGUCAAGGCUCUUGCUCACAUUACGGGUGGUGGUCUAACAGAAAACAUUCCUAGGGUUCUUCCUCCAGGCACCCGAGUUAGAGUAGAUGCCACUGCUUGGAACAUUCUUCCAGUUUUCGCUUGGCUUGCUGCAGCAGGUGGUGUAAAUGAGUAUGAAAUGCUCAGAACAUUCAACUGCGGUGUUGGUCUUAUCUUGGUUGUGAGUCCCAAUAAUGUUAAAGAAGUUAUGAGUCUAAUAGUUGGUGAGAAAGCAACAAUUAUUGGAGAAGUUGAGAAACUACCAGCUGGCGAUGAUCAAAGAGUCGUUGUUGAAAACUUUGCCAAAGCAAUGGAUGUUGUAAUGAGGCCCUUCCUUGCACCUGUAAUAGAAAGGCUGGCAAAACCUAAAAAGCGUGUUGGUGUGCUGAUCUCUGGAAGUGGCACAAAUUUGCAGGCUUUGAUUGACAAAACACAAGACCCAGCAGCUAACAUGGGUUGUGAAAUUGUGGUGGUAAUUUCAAACAAGAGAGAUGUUGAGGGACUGAGAAGGGCUGAGCGUGCUGGAAUACCCACAAAGGUUGUGACUCAUACUGAUUUCAAAUCCCGAGAAGAUUUUGACAUGGCAUGUCAUAACAUUCUCCAGGAAAAUAGGGUCGACAUUGUGUGUCUGGCAGGAUUCAUGCGCAUUCUCUCUGCACCCUUUGUCAGACUGUGGAGAGGCCGCAUGCUUAAUAUUCACCCAUCUCUGCUCCCCCUUUUCAAAGGAACUCAUGCUCAAAAGCAAGCUCUUGAUGCUGGCGUCCGAAUUUCAGGCUGCACAGUCCACUUUGUAGAGGAGGAUGUUGAUGCUGGAGCAAUUCUUGUUCAAAAGACUGUACCAAUUGAGCAUGCAGAUACUGAAGAUAUUUUGCAAGAAAGAAUUAAGACUGUUGAACGUGAAGCAUUUCCUGAGGCACUCAAACUGAUUGCACACGGCCAUGUGUACUUAAAUACUUCUACUAAUCGUCUUGUUUGGUCUAGAUAAUUUAUCGUAUUUAACACUUUGUUUUAAACCUGAAGAGAUGAUGGAGAAGCAAAAUGAUGCAGAAAAUGGGCUUAUUGCCACUGAGAUUGAAGUACAAAGGCUCCUUUGAUAAAGGAUGUGAUAUUAAGUAACUGCAUAAAUCUGAGAUCUGUCAUAUUUACUGUUCACCAUCACAUCAUACGAGUAAUAUCAGAACGUUAACAUUCUGUUUAGAGAGACAGAAUUCAGUUGUAGGAUAUGUUCUCGGAUGUUACAUUCUGUGCCAUUGUUAGAAACGAUUCGGAUGUUAUAAAAUUUGUAUACAUUAUUAUUAUAAUUUGCUCCUUUAUAUUUUAAUAUUUUAUCAUCUAAAAAUGAAUUUACACAUUAAGGUUUUAUAAAAUGCAAUGCUUUAUAUUAAAUAUAUUUUUUUCUACUGUA
Molecule: messenger RNA, 3642 nt
Organism: Frankliniella occidentalis (western flower thrips)
Lineage: Eukaryota; Metazoa; Arthropoda; Insecta; Thysanoptera; Thripidae
Gene: Gart
Product: trifunctional purine biosynthetic protein adenosine-3
Exons: 18
Coding region: 184-3222 (1012 amino acids)
Biological process (GO): 'de novo' IMP biosynthetic process; adenine biosynthetic process
Cellular component (GO): cytosol
Molecular function (GO): ATP binding; metal ion binding; phosphoribosylformylglycinamidine cyclo-ligase activity
Source: RefSeq, a predicted model, not a curated record